Molecule: messenger RNA, 1637 nt
Organism: Haliotis rubra (blacklip abalone)
Lineage: Eukaryota; Metazoa; Mollusca; Gastropoda; Lepetellida; Haliotidae
Product: solute carrier family 49 member 4-like
Exons: 13
Coding region: 53-1480 (475 amino acids)
Biological process (GO): transmembrane transport
Cellular component (GO): intracellular membrane-bounded organelle; membrane
Molecular function (GO): transmembrane transporter activity
Source: RefSeq, a predicted model, not a curated record
AUACGUUUUCACAAGUGACCAUUGUGUGUAACAAAGCUGCCACUGAGUGAAGAUGAAUUUGGCAACCAUGGCAACCAGUGAUAUGGACAAGUCAUCAGCCACAGAAGUCAGUGACGUCACCAGUGUCCCCGAGGCACGUGAUCUGCACGUGUAUAAGCGGCGUUGGUACAUCCUGAUGGUGUUUUCCCUGCUGAACUCCCUCCAGGCCGCCGUGUGGAUACAGUGGGGUCCAAUAGCUGCUGCUACUGAACAAGCCUACGGAUGGACGGAUGGGACAAUAGCCCUGUUCGCCAACUGGGGACCCAUUACCUACAUCCCCACGGCUCUCCUCUGGUCGUGGCUGCUGGACAGCAAAGGCCUUCGCGUGUCUUGUCUGGGAGCCGCGGGACUCGUGGCACUUGGGACAGGCCUCAGAUGUGUGUACAAGGAUCCCCCAGCCUUCACAGCGCUAGUCCACCUGUGCCAGAUACUGAACGGGUUAGCCGGACCCAUCGCAAUGGGGGCCGUUCCUAAAGUGUCGUCGGUGUGGUUCCCCGCAACGCAGAGAACGACAGCAUCAACUGUCAUGGCCGUCGUCGUAGGUCUUGGUAUCACUGCUGCUUUCUACAUCGGACCCCAAGUAGUACCUGAGAUGACGCCAGACAACUGUACCUUCACAAACAUCUCCAGGAAUGUCAGCUUCACACAGGCGUCGUUGCUUUGCGAGGAUGAAGUAAUAGAAAUUCAAAGACAAAACAUCAUGUACUACAACUACGGAACCUUCGGCGUAUGUGCCUUGCUGUUUCUGGUGAUGUUGGUUUAUUUCCCAAACACGCCGCCCAAACCGCCCAGCGUGUCGGCCGCUAUACCGCGACCCAACUACAGAGAGGGACUCAGGCUGCUUGUCAAAAAUCCAAGAUUUUGGCAGAUUGCUGUAGCCUAUGGAGUGUCAACGGGUACACGUGAUGCUUGGUCAUCUAUGCUCGAUGUCAACUUGAAAGCACAUGGAAUAUCGCAGGAAGACGCCAGCUACCUGGGAGUGUACGCCACAGCGGGGACCAUCGUCAUAUCUCUCACUCUAGCCAGGGCUGCCGAUUACAUGAAGACCCGCCACAAGUUGUUCCUGUGCGUGCAGUAUGGGUUGUCCAUUGUCUCCCGUCUGUGGCUGGUACUCCUGAUAGUUGGGAUACUGCCACCGUCAACGGUCUCCAUGUAUGUGUCCUAUGGGUUUGUGGACCUUUCGAGCGCUUGUGUUGGACCCCUUUUCUACGAGACAGCCUGUGACACAUCCUACCCUGUGGCUGAAGGGACCACGAAUCUCUGCCUGACCACGCAAAACAACAUUGCUGCUCUGAUCUUUCUUGCCGUUUUGUCAAUACCCGGUAUAGGCACUGUGUGGAUGAACUGGUUGCUCAUCGCCGCCUAUGUGUUGGCUUUCAUUCUCCUCGUCACUCUGCCCGCUGUUCACAGUAGGACCGAAGUUGAUCAGAAGACUCGCUGAGUAUUCCCACGCGAAUCACAGCUUGUCGACGAGGCAACAUCGUCUUCACAGUGUAACUAAGCACAUGAUUCAGUAGGGGCCUAAGUUUCACUUAAUUUGAUUCUGUGGUGGAUCAGGUGAUUCUCCUGAAAGUGGCAAAUAAACUUCUCGGAGUGAC